AUGAGUGAGCAGCGACAAUCCAACAUGUGCCGUCAUCCGUUUUCUUUUUCGGUGCAGCUCCUCUGCGUGCUGUUGAUAUGCUUUUGCAGUACGGCUGUGCACGCCGAGGAGGUAACUAAACCAAAGGAAAUGCAAAUACCAAAGUCUGUUGAUCUUUUUGUGCCGCAUCGAACGAUUGUGGAAACACAAGGUCGAAGUCAAACGAGGAAUUAUUUUGCCUACCCCUCCCUCGCCAGUGCUGGUGGAGUGUUGGUUGCACUUGCCGAGGGUAACAUCUUCUUUCAACACACCCGUGAUAAAAACAAUUGGCUCAUUUACGCUGAUGUUGUGGCGGGGUACAUUGACUCUGCGGAGAACUGGUCGUCUUUUGUCGCUAAGGUCCGUGCAAACGAAUGGUGGGCGUACAACAUCUUUAACACGACCACGCAAGCUGAGUAUAACGGCCGUGUGAGAUAUGCGUACAGACCCACAACAAUUGCAAAGGACAACAAGGUCUUUCUACUUGUGGGGGGCUAUCAUCAGAAGUAUGAUCCCUCAUCGAGGGAGUGGAUUGUGUCCUCACAGGGUCUUGAUUUGCUCGUGGGUGAGGCCACGCAAGAUAAAGUCAUCCAAUGGGGCGAACCCACCUCGCUUGCACCACAGAUCGAACCAUCUGCUCAACAACGUGGCCUGGAGCAGUUUGUUGGUGGUGGUGGCUCGGGCGUUGUGAUGGAGGAUGACACGCUUGUGUUUCCUGUGACGACGAGGAGGACAGGAGACAACGAAACUGUGUCCAUGAUCAUUUAUUCGAAGGACGACGCCAAAAAUUGGACGCUUUCACAGGGGAUGCUCCCCGUGGGGUGCACUGACCCCCUCAUUGUUGAGUGGGAGCAGGGGCAGCUUGUCAUGGUUGCCAAAUGCAAUUCUCUCUUAAAGGUGUUCGAGUCGAGGGACAUGGGGGCAACGUGGACGGUGGCUGUCAGGACACUCACACGCGUGCAGCCCAGGUUUUCACCAGACUCUUUGCGAACAGCUGAGAGAGUGGGGUCCCUCACAACUGCGACCAUUGCUGGAAAGAAGGUCAUGCUGUACACUCAGAAAGGGAUUCCUUCUUGGAAGAUGGUGGAAGCCACCGCGUCCCGCCUUUGGGUCACUGACAACAACCGCAUGUUUCACGUCGGGCCCAUUUCCAUGGACACUGACACGACGCUGACGUUUGGCAACACCCUGCUCUAUUCGAAAAAUGCGUUGUACUUUUUACAAGAGAGGGGCACUUUCAGGGCAAGCAGCCUGGCUCUUGCUCCCCUAACGGAACAGCUGAAGACGAUCACGUCCAUCUUGGAGACUUGGGAAGAAAUCGACUCCUACCUCUCCGAGUUGUCGGUGCCCACAGCCGGUCUGGUUGGAUUCUUGUCGGAUGCAUCGGGUGAAGGAAGUUGGAACGACGCGUACCGUUGCGUGAAUGCAACUGUGAGGAAUGCAAAGAAUGUCAGAGAUGGCUUUAAUUUCACGGGGUCCGAAUCAUACGCCAUGUGGCCGGUGAACAUGCGGGCGCAUCACUAUGUGCACAGCUUUGUGAAUUACGAGUUUACGCUUGUGGCGACGGUGAAGAUUCAUAAGGCUCCGAAAGAGAGCUCUUCUCUGCUGGGUGCGGGACUGGGGGACAAUGAAAACACGACGUUUGUGGGGCUGUCGUACACGCCGGCGAACGAGUGGGGGACAGUCUUCAACGGUAUCACGAGAACAACACACAGCAGCACUUGGGAGCCGGGGAAGGAGUACAAAGUGGCGCUCCUGUUGCAGGGAAGCGAGGGCUCCGUGUACGUGGACGGCGUGCUUGUCGGGGAUACUAACAAACUACCAACCCUUAAGUCACGGAGGCGUGAUAUCUCUCAUUUUUACAUUGGUGGCGGCGAAAACAGCAGUGUGACGGUAAAGAACGUCUUUUUGUACAACCUCCCACUAAGUGAAGAUGAACUCAAAGCAGGUGUCAGCUUUGAUGCAUCCGAAGAAGUUGCAGGUGACAGCUCCGAUGCGUCUGAGCAACAUGCAGGUGACAGCUUUAAUGCAUCCGAGGAACAUGCAGGUGACAGCUUUAAUGCAUCCGAGGAACAUGCAGGUGACAGCUUUAAUGCAUCCGAGGAACAUGCAGGUGACAGCUUUGAUGCAUCCGAGGAACAUGCAGGUGACAGCUUUAAUGCAUCCGAGGAACAUGCAGGUGACAGCUUUGAUGCAUCCGAGGACAGUGCAGGUGA
Molecule: messenger RNA, 2234 nt
Organism: Trypanosoma rangeli
Lineage: Eukaryota; Euglenozoa; Kinetoplastea; Trypanosomatida; Trypanosomatidae
Product: group II trans-sialidase superfamily
Exons: 1
Biological process (GO): oligosaccharide catabolic process; ganglioside catabolic process
Cellular component (GO): membrane; intracellular membrane-bounded organelle; cytoplasm
Molecular function (GO): exo-alpha-sialidase activity
Source: RefSeq, a predicted model, not a curated record